Messenger RNA from Clonostachys rhizophaga, 1209 nucleotides. The record is from the annotation of a GenBank genome assembly. NCBI's taxonomy places the organism in Eukaryota, Fungi, Ascomycota, Sordariomycetes, Hypocreales, Bionectriaceae.
AUGUCUGUUUCAGAAGAAGCUGAGGUCAUUCCCUCGAAGGCCUCAGUCACUUUGGAUCUUCCUCCCAGCUGCAUUCAGCUCUCUCCCAAUCACCCAGAGUAUGUGGUGAUCGGCACAUACAACUUAGAGAAAGACCAAUCGCAAGCCUCGGAAGGUCAAGAAGCUGGGAGUAAGGAGGUCCAGAGUCGGAAUGGAAGUUUGGUGGUUUUCAGAGCCGAGGAUGACACACUAGCCCAUGUACAAACAGAGGCUUCUGCCUCUGCCCUCUUGGAUCUUCGCUUUCACCCCAGCGCAGACUUUGCCGGACUACUAGCUGUGGUUUCCAGUACCGCCGCGCUAUCAGUUUUCAGACUCGACCCAGAGUCCGACUCGUCAUCUCCAUUAAAGCACAUCGCCACAAGUAGAUGCGACGGCGUAGAGGAGGAUGUCUUGUUUCUCCAGUUCCAGUGGCACCCCGUACACCCCUACGUCAUUGGGGUCACAACUUCGACGGGGUCAGUUAUGCUCUUGCAGCUAAAUGAGGGAUGGGAAAUCGCAAAGUCAACGUCUUUGGACAUUGAAAACUCUCUCGAGGCCUGGUGUAUAGCUUUUAGCCCUCAGCCGAUGCCGAGCGCAGGUGGUGAGGAUACAGCGACGAGCGUGGUAUACGCCGGUGGCGACGAUUCCAAGCUGCGAUACAACAAUUACAGCGGAAUUAAGUCUCUGACCGCCGAGACGGAGUAUGCACCACAAACUGUGAGUGGGAAACACGAUGCAGGUGUCACAGCGAUCCUUCCUCUCGAUCUCCACGAACCGAAUGGCGGAAGACUCGUUCUCACAGGCAGCUAUGAUGAUACUCUGCGAUUGUUUGCCAUCCACGACCUGGACAAGUCCUAUGGAAUGAAGCGUGUAAAGCCUCUAAUAGAACAGAACCUAGGUGGUGGUGUCUGGAGACUUGAUCUAGUCGAGGCCAAAUCUUUGGAAGGCGGAGCAGCCAAGAUUAUCGUCCUUGCAUCCUGCAUGUAUGCCGGGGCGCGGCUGGUGGAGGUUGGGUCUACGGACAGUCAGGAGUGGUCUUGCAAGAUAUUGGCUCGGUUUGAGGAGCACAAAAGUAUGAAUUACGGUUGUACAUUCCGCUGGGAUCGGCAGGGGGGCAGCAGGACACUUUUAUGUCUGUCAACGAGCUUCUAUGAUAAAUUAUUCUGCCUCUGGAAGGUGGAUAUUGAAUAG